AUGUACACGGCGCUCUUCGGGGAGCGCCAAGGGCGAGGAGGCGGCGGGCCGCGCUCUGGGGACGAGGCAACAAAGCAGGUGAAUGAGAGCGGCCUGCAAUUGUUGGCGGCCUGCUCCCUGAGGAAACGCGAGCCUCCGCCGGCGCGGCCGCACGCGCGCGCACCCGCCCGGAACGCCGCAAAGCUGGUGGCGCGGCCCCGGCAGCGUCGGAAGUGCCCCCGAGGGGCGGCCCUGGCGGCCGGCGCUCUUCGGGGGACGCCAAGGGAGAGGCGGUGGGCCACGCGCUGGGGACGAGGGGGGCUCCUUUUCCCAACGCACCUCUCGUCAGGAGCGGGCGGCUGCGACUACGCCUUGGACGGCCGUCGGGGCCCGAGAACCGUGGGCCCUGGGGGCGCGCGCUGCUCCCCCGGGCGGCUGCUGACGCUCGGCUGGCUGCUCCUGGCGGACCUCCAGGCCACCUGCGGAGCCAACGACACCGCCGUCCAGGAUCCUGGCUUGGCCCGCGAGGGCGCGUGCGCGGACCAAGGCCAAGGCGAGGGCGGGACCCGGAACUUCAGGGAGGCGGACCCCGAGGGCCGGGCUGAGGCAGGGGAGGGCGGGGAGGGCGGGAGGCACCCUGGGGGGCUGCGGAGGCACCAACCGCAGGGGACGCGCGGCAGAUCGCCGGGGCUGUCACCGCGGACGCGCCGCGCGCUCCUACCGGCACGCGGGCAGCUGGGGGCCGCCAGCCGCCGCCCCCGCCACUUGCUCGCCGAGGUUCUCGGCGCCCGCUCCGCGGGGGCACACGCCGGGGGAAGGGCGAUGUGGGCCAGGGCCCGCCGCAGUCCCCGGGGCAGCCGGGCGCAGCUGCCCGCGCCCCUCUGGUGCUUCUCGGCGGCGCUGGGGAUGCUGUGGCCCCCUGCCUCGCAGGCGUUCAACUUGGACGUGGACAAGCUCACGGUGUACAGCGGGCCGGAGGGCAGCUACUUCGGCUACGCGGUGGACUUCCACAUACCUGCUGCUUGCACAGCGAGUGUCUUGGUGGGGGUGCCCAAAGCCAACACCAGCCAGCCAGACAUCGUGGAAGGGGGAGCCGUCUAUUACUGUCCGUGGCCCUCUGAGGGGUCUGCACAGUGCAAGCAGAUACCGUUUGACAGUACCAACAACAGAAAAAUCAGAGUUAAUGGAACCAAGGAACCUGUAGAGUUUAAAUCAAAUCAGUGGUUUGGAGCAACAGUGAGAGCGCACAAGGGGAAAGUCAUGGCCUGUGCUCCUUUAUAUCACUGGAGAACUCUUAAACCAACACCAGAAAAGGACCCCGUUGGCACUUGCUAUGUAGCAAUUCAGAAUUUCAGUGCAUAUGCUGAGUACUCUCCUUGUCGAAACAGUAAUGCUGAUCCUGAAGGCCAGGGUUACUGCCAAGCAGGAUUUAGCCUGGAUUUUUCUAAGAAUGGAGACCUUAUUGUAGGAGGACCUGGAAGUUUUUACUGGCAAGGUCAGGUGAUCACUGCCAGUAUUGCAGAUAUCAUUGCAAAUUACUCCUUCAAGGAUAUUCUAAGGAAAUUGGCUCGAGAAAAACAGACAGAAGUGGCUCCAGCUUCUUACGAUGGUAGUUACCUUGGAUAUUCAGUUGCUGCUGGGGAAUUUACUGGAGACACACAGCAAGAAUUGGUUGCUGGCGUUCCAAGAGGAGCACAGAAUUUUGGAUAUGUUUCAAUCAUUAACUCAACAGAUAUGACCUUUAUUCAGAAUUUCACUGGUGAACAGAUGGCAUCUUAUUUUGGAUAUACAGUUGCAGUAUCAGAUGUUAACAAUGAUGGACUGGAUGACGUAUUGAUCGGGGCACCUCUCUUUAUGGACCGUGAGUUUGAGAGCAACCCUAGAGAAGUAGGGCAAGUGUACUUGUAUUUGCAAGUGAGCGCUCUCGUCUUCGCAGACCCGCAGGUCCUCACAGGCGCUGAGGCUUUUGGGAGAUUUGGUAGCGCGGUGGCACACUUAGGAGACCUGAACCAAGACGGAUACAAUGACGUUGCCAUUGGUGCACCCUUUGCAGGCAAGGAUCAAAGAGGCAAAGUGCUCAUUUACAAUGGGAACAAGGGCGGCUUAAAUUUUGAGGCUUCCCAAAUUCUACAAGGGGUGUGGGCCUCACAGGCUAUCCCUUCUGGAUUUGGCUUUACUUUAAGAGGAGAUUCAGAUAUAGACAAGAAUGAUUACCCAGAUUUAAUUGUGGGUGCAUUCGGCACAGGAAAAGUAGCUGUUUACAGAGCAAGGCCAGUUGUGACCGUGGAUGCCCGGCUUCUGCUGAACCCAAUGAUUAUCAAUCUGGAAAAUAAAACCUGCCAGAUUUCAGCGUCUUUGACACCUGUGGCCUGCUUUUCUUUAAGAGUAUGUGCAUCUGUAGCUGGCCAGAGCAUUUCAAACACAAUAGGCCUUACUGCCGAGGUGCAGUUAGAUUCCCUCAAACAAAAAGGAGCCAUUAAACGCACUCUCUUCCUUGAUAACCAUCAGUCACAUCACGUCUUCCCUCUGUCUAUAAAGUGGCAGGAAUCCCUCCAGUGCCAGGAUUUUAUCGUUUACCUUCGAGAUGAAACUGAAUUCCGAGAUAAAUUAUCCCCAAUCAACAUUAGUUUGAAUUACAGUUUGGAUGAAUCCACCUCUAAAGAAGGCCUGGAUGUGAAACCAAUAUUGAACCACUGCAAGGAAAAUGUUGUUACUGAACAGGCUCACAUCCUGGUGGACUGUGGAGAAGACAAUAUGUGCAUUCCUGACUUGAAGCUGUCAGCUAGACCAGAUAAGCAUCAGGUCAUUAUUGGAGAUGAAAAUCAUCUUAUGCUCAUAAUCAAUGCAAGAAAUGAAGGUGAAGGAGCCUAUGAAGCUGAACUCUUUGUGAUAAUACCAGAAGAGGCGGAUUAUGUUGGGAUUGAACACAGCAGCAAGGGACUGCAACCACUGAGCUGUGAGUACAAGAUGGAAAAUGUAACCAGAAUGGUGGUGUGUGACCUUGGGAACCCUAUGGUGGCUGGAACAAAUUAUUCUCUGGGCCUCCGGUUUGCAGUUCCACGUCUUGAGAAAACAAACAUGAGCAUUAACUUCGAUCUCCAAAUCAGAAGUUCCAACAAGGACAACCCAGACAGCAAUUUUAUUGUUCUGCCCAUUCAUAACUGGGAACCAGAAGAGGUGCCCCGGAAAGAGGAGGGAGUUGGACCACUGGUGGAACAUAUUUACGAGCUGCACCAUAUUGGACCAAUAGUAAUAAUCAUCAGGUGUGUGUUUUUUUCUCUAGAGUUGCAGAUGAGAGGAUCAAGCCGACCAGAAAGUGAUGCAGUCCUAGUGUUUGUGCUGACCAUUGGAGUUAUUAUCUGUAUAUUCAUGAUCUUUAUACUGAUCUUCAUAAUUAUAAAUUGGUAG
Manis pentadactyla (Chinese pangolin) is the source of this 3387-nucleotide messenger RNA. Its product is annotated as integrin alpha-8-like. Gene Ontology annotation, cellular component: external side of plasma membrane; integrin complex. Gene Ontology annotation, molecular function: integrin binding. Gene Ontology annotation, biological process: cell-matrix adhesion; cell adhesion mediated by integrin; cell-cell adhesion. NCBI's taxonomy places the organism in Eukaryota, Metazoa, Chordata, Mammalia, Pholidota, Manidae. The transcript has 6 exons. The record is from RefSeq and is a predicted model, not a curated record. Bases 1 to 3387 code for a protein of 1128 amino acids.